This is a messenger RNA of Capsella rubella, 1346 nucleotides long. RefSeq lists its product as uncharacterized. The coding region runs from base 136 to 1179 and encodes 347 amino acids. NCBI's taxonomy places the organism in Eukaryota, Viridiplantae, Streptophyta, Magnoliopsida, Brassicales, Brassicaceae. The record is from RefSeq and is a predicted model, not a curated record. The transcript is spliced from 2 exons.
UUGAGUUGUUACUCCGUUUUCUGUUCAUAUUGUUAUUAUACAAAUCUUACUGCUCUUCUCUGUUUUUAUGCUCUGAUCUAGAUAGAAGUCUCUCUUCGAUCUGACUGUUUUCUCGUCGAUCAGCGAUGAUUUCUUAUGGUUUUAUUUGAUGGGUCAACUUCUGAUUUUGGGAUUUCUGAUAAAGUUGUAAUGGGAGCAGCUGAAGCAAGAGCAUUGUGGCAAAGAACAGCAAGUCGUUGCUUUGCUGUUCAUGAAGAUGCUAAAAUGGCUCCGAGGUUAGCUUGUUGCCAACACCAACAUUCUUCUUCGGGCAACACCGAAAAAAACAGUUUUUCUUCCGGAAGUUUUGGAGAUUCCUCUGAUUUCUCUUGUGAUACCAAAUGGUGGCUCAAGGGAUCAACUGGUUUUGAUGAGGAGAUUACAAACUCCUUUUUAGAAGAUACCAAAUGCAAGAAAUUGCAAGAAUUUGUCGACUUGAUCGGGAUACAAGAAGAAAAAGAAGACUACAGCUUUAUUGGCUCGAAAGCUACGCCAUGGUGGAGGAGCACGACGGAUAAAGAAGAAUUAGCUCUCUUGGUGGCGUCUAAAUCAAGCGAUCAUAAUAUCCAGAAUUGUGAUCUUCCUCCACCUCAAAAACUCCACAAGAGUAUUCACUGCACCAGUGGCGAGAAAGGAUUCAAAACAGCGGUUAGAUCGCCAUGGAAACAAGGAGUUUGUAGCGAGCGGUUUGAGAAAUCUUUGAGUUACAAUAGUAGCACAGAGAGCAAGAACACGAGUCCAAUGUCUUCUCCUAGAAGUGAUGAUCUAAGCAAAUCUCAGCUUUUAGAAGCGUUAAGGCAUUCUCAAACAAGAGCAAGAGAAGCAGAGAAAGCAGCAAGAGAAGCUUGCGCUGAGAAAGACCGUGUGAUAGAAAUCUUGUUGAGACAAGCGAGUCAGAUGUUGGCUUAUAAGCAUUGGCUAAAGCUUCUUGAAAUGGAAGCUCUUUAUCUGCAGAUGAAGAAGGAGGGUGAAGUAGAAGAACAGAUCAAAGGAAUGAAUCUGAAGAAGAGGAAACAGAGAAGGGAGAAGAAGAAAAAGGGUGAGAUUGGGAGAUAUAUGAUGGCUUUUGCAGUAGGGUUUAGUCUCAUUGGUGCUGGUUUGCUCUUAGGUUGGACUGUUGGAUGGUUUUUUACCUUGUAGAAACUGGAAAAUGUCUUUUGUGUGAUCACUGAUCUUGGCAAGAGUUUUAGGGUUUAUAACUUUUCACUUUGGCUCUAAAAUUGUGGGUGUGUAAGUUGUCUAAAUGUAUGUAUUUUGUGGUAAUAUCUCUGUUAUAGAUAAUCAAUUAUAAAAGCUUAUUUUCGAUA